Gaeumannomyces tritici R3-111a-1 is the source of this 1853-nucleotide messenger RNA. RefSeq lists its product as hypothetical. Gene Ontology annotation, molecular function: carbohydrate:proton symporter activity. The coding region runs from base 261 to 1853 and encodes 530 amino acids. The transcript is spliced from 6 exons. The record is from RefSeq and is a predicted model, not a curated record. Gene Ontology annotation, biological process: transmembrane transport; carbohydrate transport. Gene Ontology annotation, cellular component: membrane. Lineage: Eukaryota; Fungi; Ascomycota; Sordariomycetes; Magnaporthales; Magnaporthaceae.
CCGUCCUCAGCUACGGACAUCAUGCAGCCCAAGGUCGCGCUGCCACACUCGACAUACAUACGGGGCUCCAUCCCGGUUACGUCCCAUCCACACUUACCGCUCGGGGGAAUGAUGGUGGUAUGAAGAGCAAGGACAAGGACUGGAAGCGUGCGGACGUACAUAUAUAAUGACCAGAGCAGUGCACGCCCUGCCGUAACGGCUUCCCGUCCCACUCACACGUCCCUUUGCCUCAAUCUACCAACAACAGCUAGCUAAGCACAAUGGCGGGCGGACCUAAAAAGCCGGUCAACGUCUUCAAGCUGAAGAACCUCGGCCUCCCCUCCGAGGCGCCGCCCGGGGCGUGGAACAGCAAGGACUUCCAAAAGACCAUCAACUACGAUUCGUACAGCCUCAACGACCGCGCCCAGAUCAAAGGAAAUGUCUCGGCUAUGGUUCAGAUUGGCUCCGUGGCUGGUGCUUUGUUCGCGUUCGUCAUUUGCGAUAGAAUUGGUCGCAUAUGGGCUGUGAGACAACUAUGUCUUGUUUGGAUCCUGGGCAUCGCCCUCUUUCUCGGCGCGAACGGCAAUCUGGGCAUGAUGUAUGCUGGCCGAUUUAUUGCCGGCAUGGGGGUUGGACAAACCCCAGUGGUAGGCCCCGUUUUCCUGGCCGAGAUAUCUCCUGCGCCCAUCCGGGGACUGUGCACAUGCAUCUUUACAGGCUUUGUCUAUCUGGGCAUAGUGCUCGCCUACUUUGCAAACUACGGCUGCCAGGUCAACUUGGGCGACAGCACUCACGCCCGCUGGAUGGUGCCGACAAGUCUUCACAUCAUGUUCGCCUCCCUCAUCUUCGCGCUCAGCUUCCUGCAGUACGAGUCGCCGAGGUUCUUGGUGAAGCAGGGGAAGUACGACGAAGCAUUGGCGGUCAUGUCCCGUCUCCGUGGCCUCCCCGAAGACCAUCCCUUCGUUCGAGAAGAGGUCACAGGAAUCGAAAUGGCGCAUCACGAGGAGAUGGAGGCGACCAAAGGCACCGGCUUUUUGGGGAUGCUUAAGGAGAUGUUCACCAUCCCGAGCAACCUGUAUAGGGUCGGGCUCGCCGUCAGCGCCCAGCUGCUCAGCCAGUGGUCCGGGGCCGGCUCGGUCACGAUUUACGCCCAGGACCUGUUUUCGAUCCUAGGCGUCACUGGGGACAACGAGAGCCUGCUGAUCACCGCCGUUUUCGGCAUCGUAAAGCUGACGGCGGCGAUCAUCUGCGCCCUGUUCCUCGUCGACGUCAUCGGCCGGAAGCGCUCGCUCCUGAUUGGCAUCAGCCUUCAGGCGCUGUCGAUGCUAUACGUCGCCGGCUUUUUGACUGCCGUUCCCCAGCUAGGCAUAAUCCCCAAAUACAAGCUCAGCGAGGCCCAGAUCGGGCCGUCGCGCGGGGCCAUUGCCAUGAUCUAUGUUUCGGGCUUCGGUUGGGCCCUUGGAUGGAACUCGAUGCAGUACCUGCUCACUGCCGAGCUCUUCCCCCUUCGUAUCAGGGCUCUCGCGACGUCACUGGCAAUGACCGUUCACUUCCUGAACCAGUAUGGCAAUGCGCGGGCUGUGCCGGUGAUGCUGCUCGACACCACGGCCGGCGGAAUCAGCCCCAAGGGUACAUUCUGGUGCUUCGCCGCCGUUACCAUCCUCGGUGGCGCCUGGGUGUGGUUUUUCGUCCCCGAGACGGCUGGCCGCAGCCUCGAGAGCAUGGACAGACUGUUCAGUCUGCCGUGGUACAAGAUCGGACGGUACGGAAAUGAGGAUGCGGAACAGCUCGAUGAGGCACACGAGACCAAGAUACAACAGGCGGGAGCCGGUGAGGCCGCCCACGUAGAAAAGAAGUCGGUCGAGGUGGCUUGA